This is a messenger RNA of Talaromyces marneffei, 4389 nucleotides long. RefSeq lists its product as uncharacterized. The record is from RefSeq and is a predicted model, not a curated record. Gene Ontology annotation, molecular function: ATP binding; RNA binding. Lineage: Eukaryota; Fungi; Ascomycota; Eurotiomycetes; Eurotiales; Trichocomaceae. Gene Ontology annotation, cellular component: intracellular anatomical structure. The coding region runs from base 1 to 4389 and encodes 1462 amino acids. The transcript has 9 exons.
AUGCCUCCCAACAAGAGGAAAAAGAAGCCAGCAUCAAACCCGGCCAGAGGGUUCGCUACUGUCUCAGUGCCUUCAAAGCCGAAAGCAGCAGAAUCAAGUGUGGUAUCUUCAACGGUAGAAUCUUCAGUAGUUGUAUCGGAAGACGAAAAAGCAUCGAAACCAUCAGAGGCUCAACAACCCCAACCUGACAGUUCCAAGGAUCAGAGUCUGCAAAAUCUUUCGCCAGAGGAGCUUGAAAAGCACUUUGAAGAAGCAGAACUUCAGAUUCUGGUUGACAAAUAUGCAUGGAAGUCUAAAAACGAAGCCAUUCGCCAAGUAUCUAGAUUUGAGACCGAGCGUCGGGUGCUGAGGUCUCAAGCUAAUGUCCUGAGUUUAAACGAGUGGAUACCCCAGGAGAUACAAGAUCAGAUCCUAGCUCUUACUCAGAUAGAGCAAGACCAUCUUGAAACUCCUCCUGAAAGGGACUUAGACGCUGGCAAAGAGGAGGAAUUGAUUACCAGACUCUGGACAUUGAAAGAUGCAAUCCGAGGACUUGGAUUCUCAGACACCCGAAUAGAUUCAUUGCUGAAAUAUAUCAUCACUUACUACUCCGGGUUCUCAAACAAUUCCAAAAGUGUAAAUUGGAAUCUUGAGGAAUCCUUGGAUUGGUUGGCAUUACAAUGCGCCCCUACUGAGCUGGAUCCAUAUGACAAGAAGAAGGACCCGUUGUGGACACCCGAAGAUGCCACUUCUUCAUUCAUCAGCAGUGGAAAGGGAAAAUCACCUUCGAAUGCGCCACUUGUAGUCCCUGAUGAAAAUACGCGGAACAAGCCAGUGCCCAGCCACCCAAUCAUUGAUACGACCGAGCCAUACCUCAGCGAUGAAUCCGAUAGCUCUCUCGAUCCGGAAGACUUUGCUGACGAAUAUGUCUCUUUAAAUACUCGAGUGUAUCAGUUAUGCCCUCAACUGUUCGAUCAGAAUUCAGGAGGUGGUAGUAAAAAAGCACGACCCAAGGCCAUUAAAGAUGUUUCUGACCCGAGAGUCAAGAAACUUCGACUGAAAAUAGCUAAAAUCGAAAGUGACAUCCUCUUUGACCAUCACGCGGCAGAAAUUAUGUGGAGAGAGAAAUUAAACGAUUUGUGGAGAGAGUCUGCAUUCGUUCGUGAGAAGGAACGAGCAAUCUCUGUUCCGAAGACUAAGCCUCAGAAGGAGCCACAACCUACUGUAUCUGAAGAUACAGGUGAAUUUGUCAUGGUAGAAGCUUCUGAAUCCGGUGACGAAGCUCUUUUAGGUGGUAUCUUCACGGAAGAUGUAAAUGAUGAGCCUCUCCUGGUCCAGGAUACUACCGACAGUAACAUAACCAUACGCAACUUUGGAGUAUCGGUUGGCGGCGUUGAACCUGACAAACUAUUGCAAGAAGUAUGCAAAGCUAGAGACCCUGGUUCAAAAAUCGUCUGGAAAGAUCUGACCGUCGCUUCCUUCUCUAAUCGAAAUGCGGUCGAAAUAAAGUGGUCCAAACCACAGGAAGAACCAUUACUAGUAUCGAUUGAGGGAAUAACUAUCAAAAGCAAUGCAUUCACUGUGUUUGCCUCUAUGGAUGCUAUUGCUGCCUCUAAAAAGGAGCAAGCAAAGGGUUAUAUCUCUACUCUUGCGCUCUUGCUUGUUUCCGGAUCAGGUUCGAGUACGAAAGAGAAUAAAGCUUACAUGAGGCUUCCAAACGUGUGGAGGGAUCUUUACAAAGAAUUUUCUGAGUUGAGAAAGGGGCAAGAGGAUGAAUCCGAUAAGCAGACAAUUCGAUACCUGAAGAAGCUGAUUGAAGAGAACCACGGCAAAUUUGAACAGGAUGUGGUUUUAUCAGACAAUUUCAGAAGAAGGAAUGGCAACACCAAACAACAUCUCUCAGGAAAAGCUGAACCAACAACCCCAAAGGUCAAUGCCGAUGGCCUGAGAAAUUUGUGGGAAGAAAAAUCAACCACACCCUCCUUUCAGCAUAUGGCGGAAUCUCGGAAGAAUUUGCCAGUAUGGGCAUAUAAGCAGGAGAUUCUGGAUACCUUGGCAGAUCACCAAGCUGUCAUCAUUUGUAGUGAAACUGGAAGUGGUAAAAGCACUCAAAUCCCAUCGUUCAUCAUGGAGAAUGAGCUUGCAAACGGCCGUGAGUGCAAGGUGUUUGUUACAGAGCCUCGUCGAAUUUCAGCUAUAUCUCUAGCUCGGCGUGUAAGUGAAGAACUCGGCGAAAGACAUCAAGAUCUAGGAACGAAUAGGUCUUUGGUGGGAUUUGCCAUCAGAUUGGAAAGCAAGAUUAGUCAAAGUACGAGAUUGAUAUUCGCUACCACUGGAGUUGUUGUUCGCAUGUUGGAACGGCCAAAUGAACUGCAAGAUGUUUCACAUAUCGUACUUGAUGAGGUGCACGAAAGAAGCAUUGAUAGCGACUUUCUAUUGAUUGUUCUUCGACGGUUGUUAGCUCAAAGACCAGAUCUCAAAGUAGUGCUCAUGUCUGCCACUGUAGAUGCCAAAAAAUUUGCAGACUACUUGGGUGGUGCGCCGGUACUCAACAUUCCUGGAAGAACAUUUCCCGUGCAAGUCAGAUAUCUUGAGGACGCUAUUAACAUGACGAAAUAUCGACUAGACGAUUCACACCCGGGUUCUACUAUCAUUGACGAGGAUGAAGAGGAUAAUUUGUCUGAUGAAGGAUUAACUGAUGAGAUGAGUCGAGGUUUGAGGGCAACAUUGGAAGGUUAUCCGUCCCAGACCAGGGAUACAGUUCUGAAAUUUGACGAAUAUCGGCUCGACUACCGCUUGAUUACUAAACUCUUGACAACCAUUGCAACGAGACAAGACUUGACUCAAUACAGCAAGGCAAUUCUGGUCUUCUUACCAGGUUUAGCAGAGAUCCGUAGGCUCCAUGAUGAGAUCAGCUCUGAUCCAACAUUCAAUCAAGGGUGGAUCAUCCACACGCUCCAUUCGUCUAUUGCGAGCGAGGAUCAGGAAAAAGCCUUCCUCGUACCGCCUGAGGGAACUAGGAAGAUUGUGAUUGCCACUAACAUUGCCGAAACUGGUAUUACGAUUCCAGAUAUCACAGCUGUGAUUGAUGCUGGAAAGGAGAAAGUCAUGAGAUUUGAUGAGAAACGCCAACUAUCACGGCUAGUGGAGUCGUUCAUAUCUCGCGCCAAUGCAAAGCAGCGUCGUGGACGAGCUGGACGUGUUCAAAAGGGAAUAUGUUUCCAUCUCUUCACAAAAUACCGAUAUGAUAAUAAGCUACCGGAGCAACAAACUCCCGAAAUGCUCAGGCUUUCGCUUCAGGACUUGGUUCUUCGUGUCAAGAUAUGCAAUUUGGGAGAGGUUGAAAACACUCUUCUCGAAGCAUUGGACCCACCAUCUUCGAAGAAUAUACGCAGGGCCAUUGAAUCUUUAAAAGAAGUCAAGGCACUUACGAGUGCUGAAGGCUUGACUGCCUUGGGAAAGCAACUUGCGAAGCUUCCAUUAGACGUAUGGCUGGGCAAACUGAUAAUCUACGGUGCCAUUUUCAAGUGUCUGGAUGCUUGUGUCAGCAUUGCGGCUAUCUUAUCAUCAAAGUCGCCAUUUGUGAACACACUUGGUUCGAAUUCCCAGCGAGAUGCCGCCCGCCUAUCGUUCAAAAGAGGUGACUCCGACCUAUUGACUAUUUACAAUGCUUAUCUCGCCUGGAAAAGGAUUCGGGAAACUCCUGGGGUAAAUGAAUAUUCAUUCUGCCGGAAGAACUUCCUUAGUCCUCAAACCUUGGUGAACAUUGAAGACGUCAAGACGCAGCUGCUUGUUAGUAUUGUUGAUGCGGGAGUGCUAAAGCUAGAGCCGGAGGAGCAGACUGCUCUUCGAAGGGCCCGAGUAACUGGCCGCAACCGACAAUUCUUCGUCAUCCCGGAACGGGUAAAUGUCAACAGCACAAACGAUGUGAUAGUCAACUCGGUUAUUGCAUGGAGCUUCUAUCCUAAACUUGUGAUACGCGAAGGAAAAGGAUGGCGCAAUGUGGCCAACAAUCAGAACAUAUCGCUUCAUCCGACAUCCGUUAACAAACAUGUGGAUUCGUCUGUACAAUGGUUGUCGUAUUACCAUAUCAUGCAGACUCGUAACAGAUUUUAUAACGCGCAUGAGACCAGCGCGGUGGAAACCUUUGCUGUCGCCUUACUAUGUGGUGAUCUCGAGUUCAAGAUGUAUUCUGGUGUCAUUUCAAUCGACAACAACCGCAUACGGUUUUCUGUCAGAGACUGGAAACAAAUGCUCGCAUUCAAGAGACUCAGCAUUCGAGUCCGCGAUAUCAUGACAGAGAUUGUGCGCAAUCCACAGAAAAUGCUCUCACAUCGACAACGGGAAUGGAUGGAGGUAUGGCAGCAGAUUUUCUCCGCCAAGGCCGCUAGAGCAAUUGAAAAGAAGUAG